Penicillium concentricum is the source of this 1518-nucleotide messenger RNA. RefSeq names its product arylsulfotransferase family protein. The transcript is spliced from 2 exons. The record is from RefSeq and is a predicted model, not a curated record. Bases 1 to 1518 code for a protein of 505 amino acids. Lineage: Eukaryota; Fungi; Ascomycota; Eurotiomycetes; Eurotiales; Aspergillaceae.
AUGCGUUUUUAUUCCGCCUUUGCCGCCCUUUGUGGGUUCCAGGCUACAGUUGUUGUGGCGGAGAACACCACUUGGCCCUGGCAAACAUUCAAGUCCAGCCCUCACGAGCCCCCCAGUCUCGAAAUCUCGAAAUCAGGCCCUACCAGCCCGGGAUACCUCUUUUUCGAUCAAUCAUGGGACGCACAUCAGUACAGUGUGUUCAUCAUGUCAGAUAGCAACGAGCUUGUCUGGCAGAGCCCGCACGGUGAUCUGAAGGGUUUCCGGGUACAGAAGCUGGAUGGGAAGCCUGUUCUGACCUACUUCAACGGCCUUGGGGUCCCAGAGCCCUUUGGCUGGGGAUAUGGUAUUGUCCAAAUCUUGGAUGAGUCCUAUCAAAGUAUCUACAAUGUCUCUGUGACAAACGACAACUACAAGGCCUUGGGCAGCAUUGACAGUUCCUCUUUUGUGUCCUGGAUUGACAUGCACGAGAACACAAUAACGGCUGAUGGGACAAUGCUAGUCACCGGCUACAAUGUCACCCAGACUGAUCUCAGUUCUGUUGGAGGCCCGAAGAAUGGCUGGAUCGCUGACUCGCUCUUCUAUGAGAUCGAUGUCAAGACCAACGAGAUAAUUUUUCGCUGGAGUGCCUUGGAUCAUAUUGAUCAAAUUCCUUUGGAAAAUGUACAGCCAUUCUACCCUAUCCAGGACUGGGGACACAACAGCAGCUCUCCCUACGGCUACUUCCACAUCAACUCAGUGGACAAGUUUCAAGAUGGAACGUACAUCAUUUCUUCUCGUUACUACUGUUCGCUGUUCAAGAUCGCGAAGGAUGGAUCAAUUGACUGGACGCUUCAGGGUCAAACUGGCGGCGACUUUGCACUCAACGGAAUCAAGUUUAGCUACCAACACGACGCCCGAAUCCACGACGAGACCGAGGAUGCAUUCACCCUUAGCAUUUUUAACAAUGCCAACUCUGACGUCCACAACGGCACUGAUCACACUGAAGGAAUAUUGAUGAAUGUCGAUCUAGCCACUCGCGAGGUCUCCCUUGUCCAAACUCUUCACGAUCAACGCGAUGAAAUAUUUUCAGCUUCUCAAGGAAACACACAAUUGCUGCCUGGAACGCACGUCCUGAUGGGCUACGGAUCAAAUCCUAAGAUCAAGGAGUACAAUUUCAACGGGUCUUGUGUCAUGACUGCCCAGUUUGGAUUUGACAACGUCAUCUCAAGCUACAGAUCAUAUCGCUCUCCUUGGGUUGGCGUCCCCAAAACUCUCCCCGAUGUAUUCUCUUGCAUUGAGCAAGGCCGAAACAAGACCAAUGUUUAUAUGAGUUGGAAUGGAGCCACUGAGCAUAACCAGUGGAAGAUUUUUGGGGCCGCUACUCGUUCAGACCUGAUUCCAGUAGCAUCAAUACGGAAGACAGGAUUUGAGACCAUGGCGAGCGUCAAAGGAAGGCUUGGGUAUGUUCAAGUAGAAGCUCACGGCCUGGGGAUCCAGAAAGGUGUUUCCAAAAUUAUACCUGUAACCAGCGGGUGUUAG